AGCUCAGCUGCCUUACUCCUGUCGUUCGCCAUGGCGGCGGCCCUGGCCCGAAAAGCUGUGGACUAUGUGCGCAGCAAAGAGUUCAGGGAUUACCUCAUGAGUACUCACUUCUGGGGGCCUGUUGCCAACUGGGGACUUCCCAUUGCUGCCAUCAAUGAUAUGAAGAAAUCACCAGAAAUCAUCAGUGGCCGAAUGACAUUUGCACUUAGUUGCUAUUCUUUGACUUUUAUGCGGUUUGCAUAUAAGGUACAACCCAGGAACUGGUUGUUGUUUGCUUGUCAUUUCACUAAUGAAAUUGCACAACUUAUUCAAGGAGGAAGGUUGAUCAAACAUAAUAUGAAAAAAAAAUAAUUGAAUAUUUGAUUCAUGGAGAAAAAUUGAAAAGGUGCUGCUCUUCACAGAAUAUAAGCAAGGAAGGACUUUGUCAUCAUCUCUUUUUUUUUUGCAUCACCACCAUCAUGGAAAUAUUUAUACUAGUGUUCAGUAUCAUUUGUUAACUUUUUUAGCUUCCCUUAUACAAAGUACUGCACAGCUGAUCAAAAAUUAGAUCACUUUCCUGCCUUAAAAGAAUUUUUUAAUAUUUACAAAAUUAUUCAACUCAAAUAUGUACCAACUUUUCUGAAAUAAAAAACCUGCUAAUUUAAGAAAAACAAGAAAAGGCAUAAUUGAUUAAUAAUAUGUGAGUUUGAAAUUGAAUAUUGGUUAUUUUGCAGUCAGAUGUACAAAUGUAUUGAAAUUGUGAUUCUGCCUCUUUAAGUGCAUUGGAGUAAAGUAAACUAUUCAAGAGCAUAAUUCUUUAAAGAUUACAAAGUCAAGAUCGGUUAUCAAUUCUCCAUAUAACUGAAAAUGGAUUCCUCAAUUAACUCGUGAGGUUAACAGUUUAAAUAUGUUAUUUGCUAACGUGUAUAUUUGACACUUGUAGCUGAAAUUAUUUUUACCAAGAAAUAAAAAAGGCAGUGAAGUGCCAAUUUAUGAGUGGAUUCGAACAAACUAUAUCCUGAUUCAUACUUACUGUAUAUUUUACAUUAGAAUAUAAGAUUAAGCUCUGUGUCCCCAACUACAUGGUUUGGUAAAAUAUACCAUCUUAUCUUUUUAUGUAAGCAUUCUGAAAAUGGUACAUUCACUGCCCAGCUGUUUUAUAAACACACAUACCUGUGAGCAAAGUAGGUACAGUGCUACAUCCCAUUGUGAUGUAAGUCAGGGGUCUCCAACCUGGGCAACUUUCAGCCUGGCGGACUUCAACUCCCAGAAUCUGUUCAAGAUGAACAGAAAAGCUGUUACAAUUUACAGAUCUUUCCCUCUUGUCUGCCAAAGUAAUACAAGUUCUCACUUUCAUCCAGCAGGCAAUAACUGGAAAUUGAAGUCCGCCAGGCUGAAAGUUGCCCAAAUUGGAGACCUCUGAUGUAAGUGGCAUCUCCUUUAAGAGCCCAAUUGAACUCUCUUAUUUGUAACAAAUAAAAUAAAUAGUAUGAUUCUAUUUUUGCAUUCAUCUGCAGAUGCCAUAUUAUUAACACCAAAAAAGCACCCUGCAUAUAGGAAUGAAUAUUUUUGAAAGAUUAUUGGUUUAAUUUGACCUUUUUGUUGUGAUUUUUAUCAACAAUUGUAAUGAACUAUAUAUAGAUUGUCUUUAAUAAUGUUAUUUUACUUCAACAACUUUGGGGCAGUAAACCUUCCCUAUGGGGAGAAAUUACAAUAUGAAUGUUCUAAUGGCAAUAAACCACUUUGAAACAA
Messenger RNA from Ahaetulla prasina, 1731 nucleotides. It is a transcript of the gene MPC1, whose product is annotated as mitochondrial pyruvate carrier 1. NCBI's taxonomy places the organism in Eukaryota, Metazoa, Chordata, Lepidosauria, Squamata, Colubridae. Gene Ontology annotation, biological process: pyruvate import into mitochondria. The record is from RefSeq and is a predicted model, not a curated record. The transcript has 5 exons. Gene Ontology annotation, cellular component: mitochondrial inner membrane. Bases 31 to 351 code for a protein of 106 amino acids.